This is a messenger RNA of Chinchilla lanigera (long-tailed chinchilla), 1676 nucleotides long. RefSeq names its product 3 beta-hydroxysteroid dehydrogenase/Delta 5-->4-isomerase-like. Gene Ontology annotation, molecular function: 3-beta-hydroxy-Delta5-steroid dehydrogenase (NAD+) activity. Bases 287 to 1408 code for a protein of 373 amino acids. The transcript has 4 exons. Gene Ontology annotation, biological process: steroid biosynthetic process. The record is from RefSeq and is a predicted model, not a curated record. Lineage: Eukaryota; Metazoa; Chordata; Mammalia; Rodentia; Chinchillidae.
GCAAGGUAGGGGUGGAAUAUUAUUGCUUAUACCUAGAUUUUCCCCCAACGUCUCAUGUGGUUUUUCAGAGGUGGCUGAAUCUAGGGUGUUUGAAUGGAAAUUAAAGGUGGGAUACUGAGAUUAGUGCAGAAUUAGUCAGCUUCUUCAGUUGCCACAACCUUGGAUAAACAAACAGCAGGAACUCAGGAACAAAAGGUGCCUUAAAAACCUAUAGGCUGUAAAGCCAUCUACAGAGUCACCUGUCAUCACACGUGCUCCUCAGUGUGUCCUGCUUCCUGCAUUGGCCAUGACAGGGUGGAGCUGUUUGCUGACAGGAGCAGGAGGCUUUCUAGGCCAAAGGAUCAUCCAAUCGUUGGUGCAGGAGGAGGGACUUCAGGAGGUCAGAGCCCUGGACAAGUUCUUCAGACCAGAAACCAAGGAAGAAUUCCCUAAGCUGCAGACAAAGACCAAGGUGACAAUGAUGGAAGGAGACAUUCUGGAUGCUCAGUGCCUAAGGAGAGCCUGCCAGGGCAUCUCAGUUGUCAUCCAUACUGCUGCUGUUAUUGAUGUGUCUGGUGCCAUUCCUAGACAGACCAUCAUGGACAUCAAUCUGAAAGGAACCCAGCACCUGUUGGAGGCCUGUGUGCAAGCCAGCGUGCCAAUCUUCAUCUACACCAGUUCAGUGGAGGUAGCUGGGCCCAACUCCUACAAGGAGAUCAUCCAGAAUGCCCACGAGGAUGAGCACCAUGAAAGCACAUGGUCUACUCCCUAUUCAUACAGCAAAAAGCUGGCGGAGAAGGCUGUGCUGAAAGCUAAUGGCUGCACGCUGAGAAAUGGUGGCACCCUGCACACUUGUGCCUUGAGACCCACCUACAUCUAUGGAGAAGGAAGCCCAUUCUUAUAUUCUGUGGUGAAUAUGGCCCUCAAAAACAAUGGGAUCCUGAAAAGUACAGGCAAAUUCUCUAUAGCCAACCCAGUCUAUGUUGGUAAUGUGGCCUGGGCCCAUAUUUUGGCCUCCAGAGCUCUGAGGGACCCCAACAAGGCCCCAAACAUCCAAGGACAGUUCUACUAUGUCUCAGAUGACACACCUCACCAAAGUUAUGAUAAUCUCAAUUAUAACGUGAGCAAAGAAUGGGGCCUCUGCCUUGAUUCUGGCCCGAGCAUCCCUUUGUCUCUAAAGUACUGGCUUGCUUUCCUGCUGGAAAUGGUGAGCUUCCUGUUGAGUCCAGUUUACAAAUAUCAACCCCCCUUUAACCGCCACUUACUGACCCUGUCAAAUAGCGUGUUCACGGUCACUUAUAAGAAAGCUCAACAAGAUCUAGGGUAUGAGCCACCCUUCAGCUGGGAGGAAGCCAAGCAGAAAACUGGGCAGUGGAUCAGCUCGCUAGUGCAGCAGCACAAGGGCACUUUGAAGACAAAGACUCAGUGAUGUGGCCAUGACAGGGAGGGGUUCUGGGUGAUGCCUGGAGCUACUUAUAUUCUCCUUCCAUCUGGGUUCCUCCAGAAUGUGACAAAGGCACAUGCCCAUGUCCUACAGCCUCCCACUCACACAAUGGCAACUUAUGGUUUUCCUAAAAUCACCAGAUGCCUGUUGGUAUCAUUUCCCCUUGCUACUCAUAAAGUAUUUUCUUCUUCUGGAAAAUUUACACUGCUUCACAAAGCACUAUGUAAAAUAAAAUAAAAGUUUGAAUUCCUAA